AAAUGGCAAGAGGACAACAGAAAAUUCAAUCUCAACAAAAAGCUGCUGCCAGAGCCCAAGCAGCGAAACGUCAACAAGGACAUGACCAGAAAAGUGCUGCUGCCAAAGCGCUUGUAUUUACAUGUACAGUUUGUAAGGCACAAAUGCCCGAUCCUAAGACUUACAAGCAACACUUUGAAAAUAAGCAUCCAAAAUCACCAAUGCCUGCGGAACUUCAAGACGUCGCAAGUUAACCGAGUCCUCGAACUUUUAAUUUCCGGUCAACCUCAAAAGGAAUCUUUCCAAACUGAUGGGCCAUUUAUUGUAUAAGCUUGUUUAAAAUUGAAACGAUUAUUACCCAAAAUUUCCCGAUAACAAAAAACUGUUCAAUUAGAAAAAUUGUUCUGCUGAGACUAUUCAAUUACAACUAAAAACGAAUUUAAUAAAUUCAAUUGAAUCUUAAAAAAAGGAAAAAAAAUCCACUACUGUUUCUAUCAAUACGACUAUUUGACUUACGAAUUUGGUUUCCAGGAGAAAAAGAAAAUUACUUAAAUUCUAUUGACUUGAAAUUGAGUCGAAUCUUAAUUAUUAUCAGUCCAUCUUAAUUCUUAAUUUCAUUAUUUCAUUUCCAUCAUCACAAAGAGACUUCAUGUUAAUGAUUUAGAUGAACAAUCAACAGCAAUAACCAUUCUUAUUCUCAUAGCGAAAAACUUGAUGGUCGAAUCGUUGAUUAUAAAAUCUGGUCAAUUGGCUCCUUCAAAUUUCAUUCCAAUUACAAUUUUAAGGUCACAAAUACAAUUCAUAGGAUUCGACAACUUUUGAGAGUUUCUAUCUCUUCAUGGAUUAAACUCUCUCUCACUGUUUUCACCAUAGAUUUUGAUUUCAACAUUCAUUAUAUCGCUCUUGAAUUGUCCGUUUCUUGGAUAUUAACAAAUUGACCUUCCCGAAUUAACGAUCAUUGAUUAAACAAUCAGAUCACUUUGAAACUUAUACAAGUCAUUUGAAUAUUUCGACGCGGAAACUGGAACAUAUAUCAAUAAACUAUAAAUAAGCAUUUUAUUAUUAUCAUUUA
Panonychus citri (citrus red mite) is the source of this 1051-nucleotide messenger RNA. Its product is annotated as zinc finger protein 706-like. The record is from RefSeq and is a predicted model, not a curated record. Bases 3 to 233 code for a protein of 76 amino acids. The transcript is spliced from 3 exons. NCBI's taxonomy places the organism in Eukaryota, Metazoa, Arthropoda, Arachnida, Trombidiformes, Tetranychidae.